Letharia lupina is the source of this 1524-nucleotide messenger RNA. RefSeq lists its product as uncharacterized. NCBI's taxonomy places the organism in Eukaryota, Fungi, Ascomycota, Lecanoromycetes, Lecanorales, Parmeliaceae. The transcript is spliced from 2 exons. The record is from RefSeq and is a predicted model, not a curated record. The coding region runs from base 1 to 1524 and encodes 507 amino acids.
AUGCACGCUGAGAAUGUCUGGAAAUGGCUUGAUGCCGUCGACCAAGACAAUCUCGAUCCUCUGGAUCAGUGGGGUGUGCCACCGCUGCGAUGCCCCCAUCAGGAUACACCACCUCCAUCCAACAGUGUCUCUGACGGUGGUGAUAUGGAAACAUACCAGCAAUACAACAACAAGCGCAACGCAGAGGUAGCGAGUUUCUUAGAAUCCAUCCCCCCCGCGGGGAUCCUCUUGCGUAACGGAAGCAUCAGAGUUACCAGCCAAAAUCCAAAGGUUUUCGCAUGUGAUGUGGAGAACGACAACCAUCCUCAGUCGUUGCUACCUGGCUUUCCUACAAGUUUCGCACGCGUUGUGGAAAACAAGGAUCAUUCUCAGUCGUUCAUCCCUGGCUUCGCUACAAGUUUUGAGGCAACAGGUCAACAGACUGACGCUUCUCCUGCCCGCCAACUACAAGUUUCAGGGAGAGAAGGCAACAGCGAAUCUACCAACCCAAAACGGCUGCCAACAUUUUCUGAGCGAGCUCGCGUGGGUGGUCCCUCAGGGGCCUUGUAUUCAACCCCAAUCAUCCACGUUGAAGUCAAAGACUCCGUGGCUAUCAACUGCCAAGGUGCAAAAGUCGUAGGAGAGUAUCAGCAGAACGGUCUUCGAGGUCUCCCGAGUAUGGCGGAGAAGUCACGGAGGAAUAGCACCUUUGGUGAAGGAGUGCUACAUCGAAACAAUGCUACCAGGAGACUCUCCAAUGUACGUGCAGGGCCCAAGAACCUAAUCUCUUUGUUCACGCGACACUCCGAGACGACGGGCCCCUAUAUUCUCGGCCUUCGUCGAGCUUCUUUCCCUCUCCAGCAUCUUCUCGUCUCUUACUUACACCAACGGCGCAAGAGCGACUCUCGAAUACAUACUCUCCAAACGUCGAGAAGCUCGCACAACAUUUCUCGUAGUAGCGCAAAUACCAUGUCGCUCUCCACAAGCUCGUCACAGCAAGUCACAGCAAGCCAAACGACUAUGUCAAUGACUCAAAAGCUCCGAGGCGUAGCCAGCAAGAUCUUCCAAAAGAUGAAGCUUCCCAAGAGCAAAGAGGAUAGAAAUUUCGAGGAACUCGGUUCCACCGAAAUAGAAGUGGCGAGGUUUGCGACCUUCAUACGUCCAACAGCGGCCCCUCAAAUUGUCGACCUCCAGGCGAUAAGGCAAAACAACCGUCCACAACCUGCACGUAUAUACACGCAUGAUUCUAUUGUGCCGCGCUCUCAAGCAGAUCUCAACAACCCUGAGCUUCACCUUCAGAGAUCCUUUGAGACGAUGCACUCGCCGACAGAGACGGGCACGCCGCUACGUAGGAAUCCGCAGCAGGUCUUCGUGUUUGAAGCGACGUCUGACCACUCGGCUACGGCUGCCUUGGACGACAUCGUGGAUUACGCAGAUUAUGAAAAACUUGAUGACGAUGACUCGGACCUGGAUUGGAGCCUGCUAGAUCUCCCAGAAAAUGUCUACGGCAGACUGGCAAAUGAGAGCCGCAAUAGCUUGAUAUAG